Toxotes jaculatrix (banded archerfish) is the source of this 7299-nucleotide messenger RNA. It is a transcript of the gene mical2b, whose product is annotated as microtubule associated monooxygenase, calponin and LIM domain containing 2b. Gene Ontology annotation, molecular function: FAD binding; protein binding. The transcript has 38 exons. The record is from RefSeq and is a predicted model, not a curated record. The coding region runs from base 294 to 5900 and encodes 1868 amino acids. Lineage: Eukaryota; Metazoa; Chordata; Actinopteri; Toxotidae.
ACGCGCGGCGACUAUCAUGUGAGGCUCAGGUCUGUGAGGAGGAACCGCAGCGCUGACACUAACGCGCUCACCGACCUGUGGGGAUAGUUUGGGACUUCCAGUGCCGACAUACUGCGGAUAAAAGCCGGAGGAGUCCAGCGGGACCGCUGUCAUUUCAUCGGCUGUGUAAGCAGCCAAGCAUGGUGGCUCACACAUCAUAGGAGUCCAGUACUGACAGUGUGGAAGGAGUGAACAGGAGAGGAAGAAGAGAGCGAGUGUUAGAGGAGACUGGACACUCGUUACCAUCAGGGCAGAUGGGGGAGACAGAGGAUGAACGCACAGCGCAGGCCAGCCAGCUCUUUGAGAACUUUGUCCAGGCGUCCACCUGCAAAGGGACGCUGCAGGCCUUCAGCAUCCUCUGCAGGCAGCUGGAGCUGGAUCCUCUGGACUACAGCAACUUCUACAGCUCACUGAAGGCUGCAGUCAGCUCAUGGAAGGUCAAGGCUCUGUGGACCAAACUGGACAAAAGGGCACAACACAAGGUCUACAACCAGAAUAAAGCCUGCUGGGGCACCAGGUGUCUGAUCAUCGGCGGGGGUCCUUGUGGUCUGCGAACAGCCAUCGAGCUGGCCCUGCUGGGCUGCAAGGUCGUGGUGAUCGAGAAGCGAGACACCUUCUCCAGGAACAACGUGCUCCACCUCUGGCCCUUCACUAUUCACGACCUCAGGGGCCUCGGAGCCAAGAAGUUCUACGGCAAGUUCUGCGCCGGCUCCAUCGACCACAUCAGUAUCCGUCAGCUCCAGCUGAUGCUGCUGAAAGUGAGUCUGAUUCUGGGAGUGGAGAUUCAUGUCAACGUGGAGUUCGUCAAACUUUUGGAGCCACCGGCGGAGCAGACUGAUGACAGCCCUGGGUGGCGAGCAGAGGUCCGGCCUUCCAGCCACCCUGUCUCGGACUUUGACUUCGACGUGGUGAUUGGAGCCGACGGACGCAAAAACACAUUAGAUGGCUUCAGACGCAAAGAGUUUCGAGGUAAGCUGGCCAUCGCCAUCACAGCUAACUUCAUCAACAGGAACACCACCGCAGAGGCCAAGGUGGAAGAAAUCAGUGGCGUGGCUUUCAUCUUCAACCAGAAGUUCUUCCUGGAACUCAAGGAGGAGACAGGAAUUGACCUGGAGAACAUAGUUUACUACAAAGACAACACCCACUACUUUGUCAUGACAGCAAAGAAGCAGAGUCUGCUGGACAAAGGGGCCAUCAUCAAUGACUAUAUAGAAACAGAGAGACUGCUGAGCACUGACAAUGUCAACCAGGAAGCAUUGCUCUCUUACGCCCGUGAGGCCGCUGACUUCGCCACAAACUACCAGCUGCCAUCCCUGGACUACGCCAUCAACCACUACGGGCAGCCGGAUGUGGCCAUGUUUGACUUCACCUGCAUGUAUGCCUCAGAGAACGCUGCUUUGAUCAGGGAGAAACAUGGACACCAGCUCCUCGUCGCACUGGUGGGAGAUAGUCUGCUUGAGCCCUUCUGGCCCAUGGGUACAGGUUGUGCUCGGGGUUUUCUGGCAGCCUUCGACACAGCUUGGAUGGUAAGGGGCUGGGCACAAGGAAGGAGCCCUCUGGAGAUACUGGCUGAGAGGGAGAGUAUUUACCGACUGCUGCCUCAGACCACCACAGAGAACAUCAGUAAAAACUUUGAACAGUACGCCAUUGACCCUGCAACCCGCUACCCCAACCUCAACUCCAGCUGUGUCCGCCCACACCAGGUUCGUCACCUGUAUAUUGACGGCCAGCAGGGCUCAUGUAUCCUGGAAAAGGGAGGCCCCACACGUAGAUCGGUCAACCUGUCCAGAAGAGAGUCCGAGGUGCGUCCUGGCCGGCUGCUGACCUGGUGUCAGAAGCAGACUCAAGGCUACAGAGGGGUCGACAUCACCAAUCUCACAUCUUCCUGGAGGAACGGCCUGGCCCUCUGUGCUCUCAUACACCGCCAGAGGCCUGAGCUUAUUGAUUAUGAAUCUCUUAACGAGGAGGACGUGGCUGGGAACAACCAGUUGGCGUUUGAUGUGGCUGAGCGAGAGUUCAGCAUCCAGCCGGUGACCACGGGAAAGGAGAUGGCUGCGGAGGCUGAACCAGACAAGCUGCUGAUGGUCCUCUACCUCUCCAAGUUCUACGAGGCCUUCAGGAAUUCGCCACUGAACAAUGGUAGAAGAGAACCAGAUGAAAAUAGUGAGGAUUAUCCAUCUAAAACCAACCACAAACUGCAGAACCUGCCUCUGGCCAGGAAGAGGAUACCCAGGGAUGACAAGACAGUAGAAGACGAUUCUAUUAACAAGAGACGGCGAAAGGGCAGCCACUACCUCACAGAGUUGUCUUGUCACAGUGCGCUCCCUACUGGUGAGGAUGGAGAGCUGCGGGAGAAUAAGGUCCGCUCCAUGGCAACUCAGCUGUUAGCCAAAUUUGAGGAGAAUUCUUCGACAUCAAAGACACGCAGCAAGUCUGAGGACCCAUCCAGUCCGUCCUCUUCUCCUCCUCUGUCUCCGUCCACCACCCCACUUCCUCUCUCAGAUGAGGAGGAAGAUGAGGACGAAUACGAGGAGGGAGAAAACCCCCGUUUUGCAAAGCCCAAAGACACCCCCCCUCCUCCUCUGCCCCCCGCCCGCCCCAAGUGGCAGCCUUCCAUCUACCUUCGCUUACUGGAGAACUCCAGUUCUGUGGCUCAGCAAACCAGUUUCCUCUGUUCCCCCAAAUGCUCUCACCCUCAGCGCAGCUACAGUCGCUCUCCCUCCCCCUCAUUCUCUAAGAGCCCAUUAAGUCCUCCCCGCUCACCCAGUCCCAAUGUUACUGAAUAUUACUACCCAGAAUGCACCUCUCCUGACCUUGCAACAAGUCACUUUUCUGCUUCUACUCAGUCAAGUACUGAUCAUCCCACCGACAGGUCAGAGGAGUCGGUGCAGCAGAGCAAAGCACAGAAACUGUCCACUAGAGAGUUUUCUAGGAGGAGUAUAAAGGAUAGAGCUGUCCUCCUGUCCUCCAUGUUUCCUGGGUCCAACAAACCUUCUCCUGCUCCUCUUUCUCCUCCUUCUGAGUCACAGGUGAAAGUAUCUACCUCCUCUCCUCUUUCUUCAUCUCCACCAUCACCUCCUCCUCCUCCUCCUCCUCCUCCUUCUGCCUCUGUAUCUAAGAGCUCCACCAUCUACCCUGUGGUCCACCCUGUCCCUGACCCCACUGUCCAGGCCGGCUUCACCUCUGUCUCCUCUCCCCUGUACACCUCUGGACACAAGGACAAGAUUCAGAAAGACUCCUCUGCUCCCUUGUCUUAUGCUGACUCUGAAAAAACAAAGCAAAUCUUCUCUGUCAGUGUUGAUUCCUCCACAUGUGACAACGAAACGUCCACUCCCCUCUCUGAAAAUGGACACAGCAGCUCGUCUUCUCCAGAUUCCUUAUUGCACCAGUCUGAGAGGAAAUUUGAGAGUUCUCUGAAUAACUGUGAGAUUGAGGAGGAGAAAACUGCUCCGGAGACAUUUGAUGGUGGGAAAUUAUCUGAACACGAUCACGUGAAGUGCAAUGGGAGCUGUGCUCUUGAUAAUUCCAGAAGAGUAGUUCGCUCUGAGAGUUGUCCGACUGGAGCUCCUAGUUACCUUAAAGAGCGUACAGUCGGAAAGGUAUCAUCAGCCAUAGAUGCUAAAGCUCAGAUGCUGGCCAUCCUCUAUGAGACAGACCACAGGCCCAAUGCCACGCUGGCUCUAGUUCCUUGGCCAGGGAGGGCUCCUAAGGCUGAAGGGUGUGUGGUACGCAAGGACUUCCCUGCCGGGCUCGGCGGCAGCGACAUCUGCCACUUCUGCACCAAGCGGGUGUACGUGAUGGAGAGGCUGAGUGCUGAAGGAUAUUUCUUCCACCGUGAGUGUUUCCGCUGUGACGUCUGCAACUGCACCCUCCGUUUGGGAGGACACACCUUCGACUCUCAGGACGCAAAGUUCUACUGCAAGAUGCAUUAUGCCCAGCGUCAAUCCAGCACUCAGCUGGGCAGGUUCAGAAGGAGAAUGGAAGACCAAAGCCGUGUCACACCCUCAUCGCUGGACAGCGGGAGUUACACAGCACCAGACGGCGUCCAGAUCCACCCCCCAGGUGGAGCGUCCAGCUUGCAUUCAGAGCAGCUUGAUAAAGCUCAGAACAGAGUUCCUGAAGACACAGAGAUUGCUGUGGAGGCUCUGGAUGCCUCCUGCAUCGUAAACCCCACAGCACAAGACACCACAGGGUCCAAGGGCCGAAACCACGACAGUACCAAAGAUCACUGUAAGACCAAACAGAAUAUUCGAUGGAAAAGGAAGAUCCGAGCAACUUUCCCUCUGAUCUUCAUCAAACACUUCCACAGAAGUUUGCCACUGGACAAAGAGGGACCUGAAACUGUACCUGAGGCCGACUCUGACUUUGAGGAGAUCAGUGCCGCUGAGAAACAAACAACCUGUGAUGGCAGUUCCAAGACAGCGGUGGAUAUCCAGAAUCAUUCAGAGAGAAGUGAGAAGAGUGAAGAACGCUCGAAAAUAAAGACAGCCUGCGACGUGUCCCGCCCAAAGACACGCUUAAUGUUAUCUCUAUCCGAGAAAGAGAAGCUUCUAAACUGGGACACGGGCGUCACGCCAGAAGAAACUCCCAUUAACACAGACACCAAGACUACACAGCAACACAAAGACCAGGUACAAGCAGAGACCAGAGCAGAUAAGCCUCACACAGACUCGGGCCAGGAUGGAGAACCAUCCCAGAGCCAAACCCCUGCCUCCUCCCGCUCAGCCUUCCAGCUUGUAGCCAAUGCCUUCAGGAGGACAUUUAGUGUGACCAAUCCCUCCAGCAGCUCCAGCACUGCAGUCACAAUGAGACCCAAACGUGAUGGCCCCCACAAACAGAGGCCCAUGUCAGAGGGAGCGUUCAACUUCAGCUCCCUCUUCAGCGCUGUUGGUCCCGAGCCGUCCCAAGAGGAGAAGAAGUCUGGAAAGCGUGAAGUACGGUGGGCGUCUGUAGGGUCCGAUCCAUGGGGGGGCGGGCGGGACCUGCCCUCUCUGCUGCAGCAGGUGUCCCUAAAGGGCCGGAGAGACUCUGGAGGGGUGUUCUCUGAUGACAUGGGCCCACUGCCCCGCAGGAGGGUCGACUUGUUCUCCUCUCUGAGGUUGAGGAAGAGGGAGUUGUCGGAGAGCGAGGGGAAGGAACAGGAGGUUCAAAAGGAAAUCAGGACUAUCCUCACCAACCUCAGGAACAAAGCCUCCAGUCAGCAGAAUCUGGAGGAGUCUUCUUCAAGUGAUGAUGAAAAUGAAAACCUGCCAUUCAAUCAGAAGCUGUGUACAGAGAGACAGAGGAUGAGGCAGGAGAAGACGGUGGCCCAGCAGACUAAAAGAGAACAGCUGAGGAGACUUCACAGAGCUCAGGCGAUCCAAAGGCAACUGGAGGAAGUCGGGGAGAAACAGAGAGACCUAGAGGAGAGAGGAGUGGCUAUAGAAAAGAUCAUAAGAGGAGAAACUGAAUCAUCUCAGACAGGUGACAGUGAUGAGGCCCAGCUCUAUCAGACCUGGUUUAAACUUGUUCUGGAGAAGAACAGAUUGGCACGUUAUGAGUCUGAACUCAUGAUCUUUGCCCAGGAGCUUGAACUGGAGGACACGCAGAGCAGGCUGCAACAAGAGCUACGAUGCAGAAUGGCAACAGAGGAUACAAAGAAAAGCGCCUCUGAGCUCCAGGAGGAGCAGGAGAUUCUGUCGGAGAUCAUGAGGACGGUGGAGAAGCGAGACAUGCUGGUCUCUAUACUGGAGGAGCAGAGGCUAAAGGAGAGGGCUGAGGACAGGGACCUGGAGAGCCUUGUGCUGUCCAAGGGCUAUGAGUUCCACUGGGCCCAGGCGGAUGACAGCUGGGGGCAGGAGAAGCUGGAGGGUGAGGGUUGAAUCUUGAGCACCUCAGUGGUGAAGAGCUGGAUGGAGGCUCUACACACCACUGUUUAAAGACACAGGGUCAAAGUUUACCAUCAUAGUUUGUGUCUGGCUUGUUCUUGUAAAGUUAGAAAUCUAGAAAACGAUGUGAGUGUGGAAAUAUCAUGAAAGUCUAGGUGUUUAUUCCUCCUAAAGACAACAGCAAGGCUUCAUCUCUUCACUUCAUCUUCACUUUGCGCUGGUAUGCUGAGCUCAGAGACUAACGAGGAAUGGAAACGGAGCCUGAGCUAAUGACUUUCUUUACAGCCAUGAGGGCUAAUAACAUCUCCGCCAUUAAGGUUACUUGGCCUCUGUGCUCAGAAGUGUAAUCCGUCACGGCCCAGGCUGACACCAACCUGAAAAUGGAUGUACAAUAUGAUUAACCACUUAACUAAUAAUGUGACUGACUGCCUUGUAAAAUUCAUGCACACGUCAUAAACCAAACUGACUGCCUAAUCAACAGCUGCUUUAUGUGGUUGCUUGCCUAUAGAGUGGAACUGCUGUGACAGAUUCCUUACUACUGUAACAGCCUCACUGGAUAGUACAUGGAACGACUGCACACUUUACCUGAAGUUUCAGUGUUUAGAAUAGUUUUAAAUUUGUGUUAUAAAUCCAGAGAUGUGCUUUAUAUAAUUCACUGUUGGGCACUUUGUAGCUGUUUGUGUGAGAGUGAGCGGUCAUGUGUGUGUUUUUAUAUCACUGUUUUCACUUUGUGCUGGAACACUGUCAAAGAAUAUUCAGCUGGAUUCACACCCAGACACUAAUGAACACAGGAGGAACAUAAUCCUGCCAGAUAUUCAGUUGGUAAGAUGUUCUACGUCCAGGUGCCUGAACAUUUCACUUUUUACUCCUUUUUUGACACAUAAUUCAAGACUGAAUCACAGAGCAGGAAACUGCUGCUGAACAGGUUUAAACUUCCUGCGUGUCGUGCAUCGGAUCAGACCCUGUUUUCCAUUGGCUGUCAGGACCAGGAUGUGGUCAAAGAUGUGACAUGCCUAAAAGUUUUAAUGCAAAGAAGGUAGUUUUAUGCUCCUUAUGAUUCAGAGUGUAUUUCCUCUGUGACGUACUACUGUCAGAUAAACUGUGAUUGUUCCGUUUUGCUGGUUUUAACCCGCUCUGUGGGCUGUGAGUCCAAAUGACAGGCUUAUCUCCCUCAUGAGAAGAGGAACAGUGUGUUUACAUGAGUUCUAAUCCCACUGUUCUCAUUUGGUCCCUGGGCUUUAAAUGUAAUGUUUGAUAAUGGUGUGAAUUAACAAACACUAAAUAGUAAAUAAGUUAUGUUUUCACGCUAAAAACUGUAAACUGUGUGAUGUUUCUGUACGUUUUGGUUUUAUGCUGCUUCAGAUCUUUUGAAUGGAAAAAAAAUUUCAAUAAA